AUGGUAGACUCAUCGAUUCCCGAGUCGUUGAGACCAUUUGCAACUACAAAAUUCUUCCACAGGACAUGGGCAGGCACGUUUUAUUGUAAGCCCCAGGCGAUAUUCCAGCCACGCAAUGUCGCGGAGAUACAAGAGCUCAUCAAACAGGCAAACUUGCACCAUAAGACGAUCAUGACUGUGGGAUCGGGCCACUCGCCCAGCGAUUUGACCAUGACGAAGGAUUGGCUUUGUAAUUUGGACAAGUUCAAUCACGUUUUGAAACAAGAGGAAUUCUUUGGUCCCGUUGCCCCGGGUACCAACAAAGUAGACGGAGGAGAAAAAGAAAUCAAGUUUGUUGACCUCACCGUUGAAGCUGGCUGCAGAGUCUACCAAUUGAAUGAAUAUUUGAAGAAACACGACUUGGCUAUACAAAAUCUCGGCUCCAUCAGCGAGCAAUCUAUCGCGGGAUUGAUCUCGACGGGAACCCACGGAUCUACCCAAUAUCACGGUUUAGUGUCGCAGCAAGUUGUCUCGAUUACAUUUUUGAACAGUGCCGGCGAGUCCAUCACGUGUUCCUCGAUUGAAAAACCCAACUACUUCAGAGCCAUCAUGUUGUCAUUGGGUAAAAUCGGUAUCAUUACUCACGUGACCUUGAGAACGUGUCCGAAAUACACCAUUAAAUCGAGACAAGAAAUCAUCAACUUUGACACCUUGUUAGAGAACUGGGACAGUAUCUGGUUGGAUUCGGAAUUCAUCAGGAUCUGGUGGUUCCCCUAUACACAAAAAUGUGUGCUUUGGAGAGCAAACAAGUCCAACGACCCGAUCUCGAACCCGAGACCCUCGUGGUAUGGAACUUGGUUCGGCCGCUUGUUUUACGAGUCCUUGUUAUGGGUCUCAGUCCACGUGUUGCCUUCAUUGACCCCCUACAUUGAACGAUUCGUGUUUGAACAACAGUACGGCAAAGUUGAAACUCUUGGAGCAGGAGACAUUGCUGUACAAAACUCGGUCGAAGGGUUAAACAUGGACUGCUUAUUUUCGCAAUUUGUCAAUGAAUGGUCUGCGCCACUUUGCGGCGGUAUAGAUAUCUUGACCCAAUUGCAGAAAAUCAUCAACGAAGCCGCUGAAAAAAAGCAAUUUUACGUGCAUGCACCGAUCGAAGUGCGUUGUUCAAACGUGACCCAAUCAGGCACUCCCUUCACCGACGACAACGGCAAGGAGUCACUCUACCCUUCUCAAUCAUGGUUGUCGCAUAGAUCUAGAACCAGCGCGGGCCCCAUCCCGGGCAACAACUUGCGCCCAUACAUGGACAACUCGCCCAGAUUGAAAUAUCAAGGAGACAAGCCGCCCACGAACCAGGACUUGACCUUGUUCAUCAAUGCCACCAUGUACAGACCGUUCGGCACCAACGUCGAGACCUACAAAUGGUACCACAAGUUUGAGCACGUGAUGAAGCUAGGAGGCGGCAAGCCGCACUGGGCCAAAAAUUUCAUUGGCCAUACAGGCGACAAGGUGGAUGAAGACGCCAAUGCGCGCGAUUUGAAAUUGCAGUUGGAGUACGGCGGCAAGAAUUUCUACACCAUGAUUGGAUUCAAGAGCGAUAUGCGCGACUGGUUCGGGGCUGACCUAGUCGAUUUCAAUAAAGUUAGAAACGAAACAGACCCCAGUGGAGUUUUCCUCUCGGGGAAAAACUGGGCUGAUAGAAACGGUAUAUUGUUAGAUUAG
Molecule: messenger RNA, 1701 nt
Organism: Lodderomyces beijingensis
Lineage: Eukaryota; Fungi; Ascomycota; Pichiomycetes; Serinales; Debaryomycetaceae
Source: the annotation of a GenBank genome assembly